AUGGCCGGGGCCUUCCUGGGGCUUCCCGCGGGCUGGGCGGGGCUCAUCGACCGCUGGGGCGUCCCCGCGCUCCAGGCCUGGGUCGCGCGCUGCCCGGCGGUGGAGCUCCCGCCGUGCCCAGCGUGCCCGGGCUGCAGCUGCCCAGCCUGCCCGCCCUGCCCUGGUGCCUCCGUGGGCGCGACCACGGGCACUGUCGCACUCGCCUGCGGAGGGGCCGCGCUGGCUGGCGCGUCGCUCGGGGCCCUCGGCACCUUCACGGCGCUCCGGCUCUGGCCGCCGCACGGGGGUGUUGCGGAGGGCCGCGGCCGACCCGUGACGGCGUGGGCGUGGGUCCUCUACAACGUGGUCGGCGCGCCGCUGUUCAACCAGAGGAGGGUGGCAGGCCAGCUGGCGCUCACGAGUGACGUGAUCAUCGUGACCCCAGAUGACAUGGUCUAUGCCGAGACCUUGCUGACGGCGGGGCCCGACAUCUCGGCGGUGCGGUUCUCGGCUACGAGGUGGCCGCCGCCGCCGGGGAUCGACCCUUGCGCGACGCACAGGUUCCGCCAGGCCCCCUCGGCGGCGCGCGAGGCGGCCUGGCUGGCGGCCGCCGUCGCGGAGGCCGACGCCGAGUUCGGCCGCCGCCAUCCAGGGGUGCCCGUGCCGCCUGGGGGCACCCUGGUGCCGAUGGCGGGCGGCCUGCUGCCGGGGUUCGUGGCGCCCGCGCCCGCGCCGGCCGCCAUCGUCGUGCCCGUGCCGCCUCCAGGGGGGGCUGCCGCCGCACCGCCCGCGGCCGGGGCGCCAGUGGGCUGGUCAUGGGUGCUCGCCGAGGAUGCAGGCGGCCUCGCCUACGGCUCGGUGGUGCAGGUCGGCCCGAUCGGUGGCACGAUCUUGGCCGCGCGAGCGGGCCGAAGAGCGACCAUCAACCUCGUCGGAGGUGUCUCCGCCAUGGCGUUCCUCCUGGAGGACAGGCGGCGAGGUGAUUUCAUCGACAAGUGGCGGGGGGCCGACGCGAGGAUCUUGGCGCGCACGCCGGGCGUUCGCCUGGCACGGAGCUGGCUCGCAGUGACCGAGUCGGCGGCGGAAGUGGUUGACCCCAGCUUCACCUUGCAGCCGAGGUCCGCGGGCUGGUGCGUGGCGUGGCUGCUGCGGGAGGGCGGGCCCAUCCAGCACCACGAGAGCUGGAAGUCCCGCAAGAGGCUCACCUCCUCGGACUGGGGCGUCUCGGAGCACCACACGCUCUCCACCGUGCUGGAGGACCUCGCCACGCACGACGAGGUGAACGUGACGAACCUCCUCGGCGCGGAGCGUCUUCAGAGGAAGAUGCAGCUGAUCGAGCACUUCUGGGACGAGAAGCAACGGGAGCAGGAUGCCGGGCAGCUGAAGCUGCCGGUGGAGGAGGUCUCCGCUUUCAUGGGCGGCACGGGUCCGUCGAGUCGCCCAAGCAGCAUGGCGUGCCCCGCCCUGCGUGACGUGGUCGGCAAGGAGCUCGAGCGCAUCAGUCAGAUCAAGAAGAACGCCCGCAAGCUGCGGGAGGAGGCGAAAGCCGCCGCUGGGCCGAAAGCCAGCGGAGCCAAGGCAUGA
Molecule: messenger RNA, 1563 nt
Organism: Prorocentrum cordatum
Lineage: Eukaryota; Dinophyceae; Prorocentrales; Prorocentraceae
Source: the annotation of a GenBank genome assembly